Molecule: messenger RNA, 8295 nt
Organism: Artibeus jamaicensis (Jamaican fruit-eating bat)
Lineage: Eukaryota; Metazoa; Chordata; Mammalia; Chiroptera; Phyllostomidae
Gene: ATP7A
Product: ATPase copper transporting alpha
Exons: 21
Coding region: 36-4298 (1420 amino acids)
Biological process (GO): monoatomic cation transport
Cellular component (GO): membrane
Molecular function (GO): ATP binding; ATP hydrolysis activity; ATPase-coupled monoatomic cation transmembrane transporter activity
Source: RefSeq, a predicted model, not a curated record
UGAGUGUGAGUUCUGUGAGCAUCUCUGUGGAGGGGAUGACAUGUAGUUCGUGCGUUUGGACCAUUGAGCAGCAGAUUGGAAAACUGAACGGUGUGCAUCACAUUAAAGUCUCGCUGGAAGAAAAAAAUGCAACUAUUAUUUAUGACCCUAAACUACAGACUGCAGAGACCAUGCAGGAAGCUAUCGACGACAUGGGCUUCGAUGCUAUUCUCCACAAUCCCCACCCUGUCCCUGUUUCAACCGACACCGUGUGUCUGAGAGUUCCUGGUUCUCUGAAUGCACCGUGGGACCAUAUCCAAAGCACAUUGCUCAGGGCCAAGGGUGUCACAGACAUUAAUAUUUCCCCUCAGCAAAGAAGUGCAGUGGUGACAAUAAUCCCUUCUUUAGUGAAUGCCGAUCAGAUAAUGGAGCUGGUUCCCGAUCUCAGUUUCGAUACUGGAACUGUGGAGAAAAAGUCAGGGACCUGUGAAGAUUACAGGGUGGCUCCAGCAGGUGAAGUCAAGCUGAAGAUGAAAGUGGAGGGGAUGACCUGCCAUUCGUGCACAAGCACCAUUGAAGGGAAAAUAGGGAAACUGCAGGGUGUUCAGCAAAUUAAAGUCUCCCUGGACAACCAAGAAGCUACUGUUGUUUAUCAACCUCAUCUUAUCACAGGAGAGGAAAUCAAGAAGCAGAUUGAAGCUGCGGGCUUUCCAGCAUUCAUCAAAAAACAGCCCAAGUACCCCAAGUUGGGAGCUAUUGAUAUAGAACGUCUGAAAAACACCCCAGUCAAAUCCUCAGAAGGAUCACAGCCAAGGAGUCUAGCAUGUGCCGAUGAUUAUUCCACAGCUGUUUUCACCAUAGAUGGCAUGCAUUGUAAAUCAUGCGUGUCAAACAUUGAAAGUGCUUUAUCUACACUCCAAUAUGUAAGCAGCAUAGCAGUUUCUUUAGAGAAUAGAUCUGCCGUCGUCAAGUACAAUGCAAACUUAGUCACUCCAGAAGCCCUGAGAAAAGCAAUAGAGGCCGUACCACCAGGACAAUAUAGAGUUAAUAUUACAAGUGGAGCUGACAGUACCUCAAACUCUCCUUCCAGCUCCUGUCUGCAGAAGCUUCCCUUAAACGUAGUUAGCCAGCCCCUGACUCAAGAAACCGUGAUAAACAUCGAUGGCAUGACUUGUAACUCUUGUGUGCAGUCUAUUGAGGGUUUCAUAUCAAAAAAGGCAGGGGUGAAAUCCAUACUAGUAUCCCUCGCAAACAGCAAUGGAACUGUAGAAUACGACCCUCUAGUAACCUCUCCAGAAACUUUGAGGAAAGCAAUAGAAGACAUGGGAUUUGAUGCUACCUUGCCAGAUACAAACGAGCCAUUGGUAGUAAUAGCUCAGCCCUCAUCGGAAAUGCCACAUUUGACCCCAACUAAUGAAUUUCAUACUAAAAUGAUGACACCAAUUCAUGACAAGGAGGAUGUAAAGACUUCAUCUAAGUGUUACAUACAGGUCACUGGUAUGACCUGUGCUUCCUGUGUAGCAAACAUUGAACGGAAUUUAAGACGAGAAGAAGGAAUAUAUUCUGUACUGGUGGCUCUGAUGGCUGGCAAGGCAGAAGUAAGAUAUAAUCCUGCUGUUAUACAACCCCCGAUGAUAGCUGAGUUCAUCCGAGAGCUUGGAUUUGGAGCCACUGUGAUAGAAAAUGCUGAUGAAGGGGAUGGUGUUUUGGAACUUAUUGUGAGAGGAAUGACGUGUGCAUCCUGUGUACAUAAAAUAGAAUCUACCCUCACAAAGCACAGAGGGAUUUUCUACUGCUCUGUGGCCCUGGCAACCAACAAAGCACAUAUUAAAUAUGAUCCAGAAAUUAUUGGUCCCAGAGAUAUUAUCCAUACAAUUGAAAACUUAGGUUUCGAGGCAUCUUUGGUCAAGAAGGAUCGGUCAGCAAGCCACCUAGACCAUAAACGAGAGAUAAGACAAUGGAGACGGUCCUUCCUUGUGAGCCUGUUUUUCUGUAUUCCUGUCAUGGGGCUGAUGAUAUAUAUGAUGGUUGCGGACCACCACCUUGCAACCCUUCACCAUAAUCAGAACAUGAGUCAAGAAGAAAUGGUCAAUAUUCAUUCUUCUAUGUUCCUGGAGCGCCAGAUCCUGCCAGGAUUGUCCAUUAUGAAUUUGCUUUCCUUUAUAUUGUGUGUACCUGUGCAGUUUUUUGGAGGCUGGUACUUCUACAUUCAGGCCUACAAAGCACUGAAGCAUAAAACUGCAAAUAUGGACGUACUGAUUGUGCUGGCCACCACCAUUGCAUUCGUCUACUCUUUGGUUAUCCUGCUUGUAGCAAUGUAUGAGAGAGCCAAAGUGAACCCUAUUACUUUCUUUGACACACCUCCUAUGCUAUUUGUGUUUAUUGCGCUAGGCCGGUGGCUGGAACAUAUAGCAAAGGGCAAGACAUCAGAGGCUCUUGCCAAGCUAAUUUCACUGCAAGCUACAGAAGCAACUAUUGUAACUCUUGACUCUGAUAAUAUCCUCUUGAGUGAAGAACAAGUGGAUGUGGAACUUGUACAACGUGGAGACAUCAUUAAAGUGGUCCCAGGAGGCAAAUUUCCAGUGGAUGGCCGUGUCAUCGAAGGACAUUCUAUGGUAGAUGAGUCCCUCAUCACAGGGGAGGCAAUGCCUGUGGCCAAGAAAUCUGGGAGCACAGUGAUUGCUGGUUCCAUCAACCAGAAUGGGUCACUGUUCAUCCGCGCAACCCAUGUCGGAGCGGACACAACCCUUUCUCAAAUUGUCAAACUUGUGGAGGAGGCACAAACCUCAAAGGCUCCUAUCCAGCAGUUUGCAGACAAACUCAGUGGCUACUUUGUUCCUUUUAUUGUUAUAAUUUCCAUUGUUACCCUCUUGGUUUGGAUUAUAAUUGGAUUUCUGCAUUUUCAAGUUGUCGAAACCUACUUUCCUGUGAAGGUAGUGGUGUUUGAUAAGACUGGAACCAUUACCCAUGGAACCCCAGUGGUGAGUCAAGUAAAGGUUCUAGUGGAAAGUAACAGAAUAUCCCGCACUAAGAUCCUGGCCAUUGUGGGAACUGCUGAGAGUCACAGUGAGCACCCUCUGGGAGCAGCUGUGACCAAAUACUGCAAGCAGGAGCUGGCCACCGAAACCUUGGGUACCUGCAUAGACUUCCAGGUUGUGCCAGGCUGUGGUAUUAGCUGUAAAGUCACCAAUAUCGAAGGCUUGCUACAAAAGAAUAACUGGAAGAUAGAGGAAAACAAUGUGAAAAAUGCAUCCCUGGUGCAGAUUGAUGCAAGUGAUGAACAGUUAUCAACUUCAUCUUCCAUGAUUAUUGAUGCCCCGCUCUCAAAUGCUGUUAACGCUCAGCAGUACAAAGUCCUCAUUGGUAACCGGGAGUGGAUGAUUAGAAAUGGUCUCAUCAUUAAUAAUGACGUAGAUGACUACAUGACUGAACAUGAGCGAAAGGGUCGGACUGCUGUCUUGGUGGCAGUUGAUGAUGUGCUGUGUGGCCUGAUAGCGAUUGCGGACACAGUGAAGCCCGAAGCGGAGCUGGCUGUCCAUAUCCUGAAAUCUAUGGGCUUAGAAGUUGUCCUCAUGACUGGAGACAACAGCAAGACGGCUAGGUCUAUUGCUUCUCAGGUCGGCAUCACUAAGGUAUUUGCUGAAGUUCUACCUUCCCACAAGGUUGCUAAGGUGAAGCAACUUCAAGAGGAGGGGAAACGGGUAGCAAUGGUAGGAGAUGGAAUCAAUGACUCCCCUGCUCUUGCCAUGGCCAAUGUUGGAAUUGCCAUCGGCACGGGCACAGAUGUAGCCAUUGAAGCAGCCGACGUGGUUUUGAUAAGGAAUGAUCUUCUGGACGUAGUAGCAAGUAUUGAUUUAUCAAGGAAGACAGUCAAGAGGAUUCGGAUAAACUUCGUCUUCGCUCUAAUUUAUAAUCUGGUUGGAAUCCCCAUAGCUGCUGGAGUGUUUAUGCCCGUUGGUUUGGUUCUGCAGCCCUGGAUGGGGUCUGCUGCUAUGGCCGCUUCAUCUGUCUCAGUAGUGCUUUCUUCUCUCUUCCUGAAACUGUACAGGAAACCAACUUAUGAGAAUUACGAACUGCGUGCCCGAAGCCCGAUGGGACAGAAGAGCCUUUCACAAAUCAGCGUUCACGUCGGAAUAGACGACACCUCAAGAAAUUCUCCGAAACUGGGUUUGCUGCACCGCAUUGUGAAUUACAGCAGAGCCUCCAUCAACUCCCUGUGGUCGGAUAAACGGUCCUUAACCAGCAUUGCUACCAGUGAACCCGACAAGCACUCGCUCCUGGUGGGAGAAUGCAGGGAAGAAGACGACACCGCGUUGUAACAGGCCUCAGGGAGCAGCCCCACGAGCGCCUGUCCACGUGCACUGACUCACCACUCACCACCGUCACCUUCGCCUUGCAAAAUAUUGAGGAAGGACUUGGUGUUGGUCUUAUACUAGGGAUUUUAUUUGCAUCGCAUUUUUCCAGAUGGCAACAAUAUCUUUAUCAGGGCAUCAACGCUCUGAAGCCAGCUUUAUUUAGAGUGAAUUUGCAAUCUCUUGUUUUGUUUUCCCUAGCAACAGGUAAAGUAAGCCAGUGAGCUUUACAGCAAGCCAGCAAGUCCUACCAUUGAAGAUUGCCAAACUGCCGCUAAAGUGAUAGAUCAUUUGUUUUAGUUGAGGCGGGGGGAGCUGAAGGAGACAGGAAUUAAAUAUUUGAAGAUUUCAGAGUAUGAUCCCGAGGAGCUUCUUGAGCACUGAUCCCUGCCAGAUGGGGAACUGCGGCUUUCAAAGCGUUGUAUAAAGCAUCUAGUUUUAGAAAGAAAACAGUAGAAACUGUUUAAACAUAGAUGUGCCUUAAUUAUUACUGGCUUGAUCCCCGCCCCCCGCCUUAUUCUCCCUGCACCUAGGUCCUUGCAGUUGCUUUCGUAGAUGACCCAGUAUGUUUUCUUUUGUAAUUUCCUUUGAGGAAGCUAAGUGUGGGUAGUUUUUUCAAUGAUAAAAAUAACUGACAAUUUUUCCAGUAUCUUAUUCCUUUCUUUAUCUUGUAGUUCGAACAUCCUUAAAGGUAGCGUGCCCUGCUUCCCCUCUUUCCCUUGUAAAAAGCAUAGCAGAUUCUUCCUGCAGUGACUCCCAAGCUUGGCGGAAGCUUCCGAUUCACUCCUCUCUGAGUUCAAGCGCUAAGUUGUUCUGUCAGCAUCGAUGCCCAAACUGAAGAUUUUGAGCCUCUUCCACGGUUGUUUUCAAAGAUCAAAGAUUUUUUUAAACCACGUUCAACAUAUACGGGUCAUAAAAUUACCUGGACUCACUAAAUCUGUCCCUUUUUUAAAAAUAAGACCAUAGCUGGUAGAUAUAAUUUAAUAGAUUUUAAUUGUCUUUUAGUGUUUUAGGUAAGCCCUCAAAAUGACUUUAAAAUAAUGCUAUUACACAAAACUGCUUUUUACCAAAAAUACAAUAAAUUAUAAUACUGAAAUGAGAAUUUCCCUAGGUUGUGAUACCUUUCAGGCAAAUCUGUACUUUUCUCUAGUUUAAAACAUUUGCACUUGCUAAUUAGUUAGUGUGAUUGGCAAAUUCAGGGGCUUGUUGUCAUUGCCAUAUCAAUUUAGAAAUUCCCCUGUAAGUGCCUGGGAGAUAAUACACUACUGGCCAGAGAUCUGGUACUUGUCUUGCUAUUGAAAUUCCCUUGUUAAUUGUGAGAUGGAUUUCUUAUGUAGAAUACAUAAGUGAAGAGAACUCAUAAGUGAAUUUCCAAUGUUUUGUUCCCACUGCCAUUUGUAAAACUGCUAGCACAGUGCCUAGCACAUACAGUUGGUAAUCAGUAAAUGUUAGUUCUUUUCUCUGCUUGAGGUCAGUAAUAACGAUUAAAAAUCAUUUUGAUAGGACAGAGUGCAAUCAGGUGGGAGUAGAAGAUGGGUGUCUUCCCAGCCUACUUCCUUUCUCUGUUAUCUUUUCACACACACACACACACACACACACACACACACAAAGAAGUUUACAACAUUAUUCCAUGCUGUCUUUGUAGAUUCAGAAAAGAUCUCAUUUUUAUCUCAGCUAUUUUAGAGAGAGCUGAAACUUCAUGAAGGUGCUAUUAAUCUAGAAAGGCAAACCCAUUUUAAUGAAGUGUGAAUGAGUUUGUAGUCUAGGCCUUUCCUUAGACCAAUGCCUAUGCUACCUUCCAUGCUACUGGUUUGAGUUUUAACAUUUUCUUCCUUUCAUUCCAAUGGCCUAGCAUACCUAGAAGAAACACUUAAUAUGACAGGCAUAUAUUAGAGUUUUCAAAAAAGAAGCCCACCUCUCUCUCUCACUGUCACUCUUACUUUUUUCCUCUCUCUGAAGCACUUGAAUAUAGCUAGUUACUGCUUUUAUUGUUCUGGGCAUGUUUGAGCUGUGCUCUUGGCCCUGCCUGCCAAGGGACCCAAGUCACAGGAUAGUGGAAGGAGCAGCCUGUAGUGGGGGAAAUUAAGGAUCUCGUUCCAGCCCUUACUGCCAGAGCAGAAAACAUGCUCUUUAGAAAGUAUCCAGCUUUAAAUGUCUGUAAGCAUCUUUGAAUGCUCUCCCACAAGUCUCGUUUGCAAUCUUGAACUCCUGUUAGCUUCACAGAGCAGCCGUAUUCAUGGGAGAGAGAAGCAGUACAUGGAGGGGGGGACCCAAAAUAUGGUUUUCAGUUAGUUGUAACUAGCGUUAAAUAACUAGUUACUAGUGAGAACAAAGUUUAUAAGUGUGUCUAUGUGUGUGUGUGUUUAUAUCUGUAUAUAAACACACACACACAUAUUACCAUAUAGAAAGAAACUAAAUUGGCAGUGGUCCUGCUUUACCCACGCAGAACAUGUUCCCAGACCACCAUACAUGCCUGAAACCAUGGACAAUACUAAACGCUACACAUACUAUGCUUUUCCCUAUCAUAUGUUCUUUUCACUUAAACGAAGCACUUUAUCAUUUCUCUUGGGCAUAUCUGAAUUGCCAGCAUCUCUACUCUUGUACUUUGGGGCCAUUAUUAAGUAACAUGAGGGCAACUGGAACACAAGCACUGUGAUACCGUGACCGUCAAUCUGGUAAAUGACAUGACUACUGAGGGACUUCGUGGGCAGGGAGCAGAUAUAGUGUGGAGAUGCAGGACAGAGGGAUGAUUCAGGUCUCAGGUUGGACAGACUGAGACAGCACGAGAUUUCAUCACGUUACUCAGAAUGGCACACAAUUGAAAACUUAUGAAUCGUCUUUUUUCUUGGAAUUUUUCAUUGAAGAUUUUCAGACCACAAUUGACUGUAGAUAACCGAUAGGGGGAGAGUGAAGCUGAAGGUACUGAGGGACUACUGUGUAUUUGAAUUUGAUAUUUGAGGUUCUUUAUUUGUUAUUCAUUUAUCAUUUCUUCUGUAUUCACUCAGCAACCAUGUCCUCAGGCUGAAGUGAACAGGGUGUUUUGAUAUUCAGUGCUUGUUCAGACUCAACUAUGGGGCACAUUUUAUCUUAAAUAUCCAAAGAUGCCUUUUGAACUUCAAAGAUUAAAACACACCUAAAGUACUUAGUGUUGUAGUCUACAGGAGUGUGGUUGUCAUUUGUGAAACUAGAAAUGUUAUUUUUCCUAGUUUAGUAUCAACAUUUUAGUGUUAAAUUUGAUGCCUUGUGAACAAAUACUUUUAUAUUGUGCUGUAACUUUUUAAAAGUUAUUCUUUUGUCCAGAAUGCUUAAAUAACACUGUAGACAGAUAUUUCCAAAAAUUUAAGCGUGCAUAUCUUUCAUGUACACAGCUUAAAAUAAAGAAUGUAUGUUCUUAGAGAAUUUUUUCCAUUACUUGUGGAUCUUGCUUUAAAAAUAUUUUUCUUCAUAUUUAUUUUACUCUGUUGUUAUUUUCUGUGGCUGAGGCAUCUGGUUACUGGUUAUUUUAAUGAGAAUAAAAACAUUCCUGGAAUCAUUCCCUUUGGAUUUUUUGGUUGUUUCUUACUUUUCUAUCACUAAGAAUGUUAUUUUACCAAAUACAAAAAUAUAUAAAUUCAUGCCAAAUGAUUAGCUCUUUUUACACUAAAUGUUUGUAGUCCUUCUGCAAGUUUAUCUGGUAUGAGUAGCCAGAUAAAGCACACAAGCAGGAAUUCUUGUUCUUCAUUUAAAAGAGCUUCUGUCAUGGCAUCGAUAAUAAAUGCCUUUUGUAGCCAAAACCAGGCGUCUCAACCUUAUGUUUUUUGGUUCAAGAAAUGUUUAACUGAACAUUGUUAAACAUUGAUUGUUUGCUACCCAAACAGCAGUGGGCGAUGUUGUGCAAUAAUCAUCUACCAGAGUCAAGUUAUUUAGUAGUUUGUUUUCCCAUAAGCAUGUAAUUGAUCAUAUUUUGAUCUGCCAAGGAUGUGCC